AUGAAGGAGGGCGGGCUGCCCCUGACCCCCGGCAGGCAAAGACAACAAGACGCCCGCAGCGCCCAGCUGGCUUCCCCGCCCGCCCGGCCGGAGCCGCCUCUCCCCGCGGCUGCCUGCCGCCAGGCCUCCCCCCGCAGCCCCGGCUCCGCCCCGGGGUACCGGGCCUCCCUCGCAGCGCCCCUUCCCCGGCUUACCGGCCUUCCAGCGCCGCUCCCCACAGCCUCGCCCCCCCGCGGCGGGGCGCCGCUCCCGCCGGGGGCCGCCUCACUCCGCGGCGCAGCCGGCCCGCUCAGGCGGCCGCGGCGGCAGCUGCUGCUGCUGCAUCCUUCCCCGCCCGGCUGCGGGCGGCGGCAGCGGCAACGGCGGCGCUUCCCCGCCCCCGCUCAGCCCCUGCUGCUGCUGCUGCCGCUGCUGCCGCCGCCCGGCCCCGCCGCCGCUGCCUCCAUUUCCUCCAGCCGCGGGCAGGCCUCGGCUGCGCCUACAGCCCUGCCGCCGGGAAGGAGACGAAGGCGAAGGCCGCCGCGGAGACGGCUCGGCUCCGAGGAGACGCGGCGCCUGGAGGCGGCAGGGAAGGAGGGAUGGAUGGAGGGCGGACUGCACUCUCCGCUUAGCCCCGCCUCGCCCCGGCAGGAGCGGGGCGCCUCAGCCGGCGGGCCGGGCACGACCCCCGGCCAGGAGGGCGGCACUGCCGCUGCUGUGACUGGGCCGUCACCUCGUCGUCCAGCCCCACCGCAGGCCCCGGCCGUCCCCCGGUGGCUUGCAGGUCUCCCGGGGCGGCCGGUGCUUCUCGACGCGGCCCGCAGCCAGCGCUCAGCUGGACUCGCGUAUCUACACGUGUAUGCUUGUUUUGUGGGUUGUUUGUUUGUUUGUUUCGUUGGCUUUUUGCUUUGUUUUGUUUUAACUGCUAAAAUAUCCUUGAUAGUUCUUUAACACUCGUGUUUCCGAAGAAAAAGAAGGUUGAAAAUGCGACUUUUCUGUACCUGCAGGAUUCCGGUACCCACAAAUCUCACCAAAACCAGGUUUGACACUUCUCCUGGAAGAGCGGCUUGGCCAGUCAGGAGGACCAAGUGUGGCACGGGACACGUGAGCUGCAAAAGCACAUUGAAACAUUUAAAAAAAUUAUUGUCUGUCAGUGGCAGGCUGUCUUGACUGCCCUCGGUAUGAAUUAAUACUAAAUAGUAUUUAAGCUUACCAGAAUGUUGAAAUGAGCCUCUGUCUUGGACAAGUAAUCAUCCAUACUGCAGUUUGCAUUUGAACACAUCCAGCCUAAUCACACUGAAGACACCCUCAUUUUCCUUGACCUUCCAAGCUCAUCGUAUUCAGCAGAAGCAUAAGCUUGCCCAUAUUGUCAAACUUAUGCUAUUUUUUUUCCUUUUUGCUGUUAUUUCAGGCUUUAAUCCAAUGCAAAUUACUGAGAUUAGUCUUGGUAGCACUUUUUGUCGUUCUUUUCCUCCAUAAGAGCUGACCUUAAGACAAGUCACCGGUUCAGCAUCAAGUACUUGGGAAGAAUAAAUCUUAUUUAAAUUGGCAGGAACACAGGCUUUUCCUAGUGCAGUGCCAUUAUUAGUGAAAUCACUGACCUGCUCAUGGCUGCAUUUCUGAGACAUGGCUGGUGACCACAGGAGAUCUCUUGUGGGCAAAUACCUUACUUUGCAACUGGUCAGACAAGGUAUCUCUGGCAUGUAAUGCAUUUUUUCAGGCAUGAUCUUUAUCACCAGAUUCUUUCUCUUUCUGGAACCUGAGCAAGCUAGUUUAAAUGUGGAUCUGGUUGAUAUAAGAUAGAACAUAUAGAAUACCUUGUGUCUUCUACAGUCAUUAAGAGACACUGCAGCAGUCACAAAAAUCAGGCUGAGGAAUGGAGCAAUACCAACAGGGAUGUACAACCUCAUACAGAUGCAGGAUUUACUACUAUGGUGUAAAUAUUAAUUCCUAUGAAGUGUUGCCUGUAAUAUAAUACACUAAAGUAUUAAUAUUAAUUAUUGGAUUAUUUUUAAUAUAAAAUAACUUGAGCAAGGAGUGACCUGUAAUGCGCAUGUCUAAAAUAACUGGUGUAUAGGAAAGACUGAGGUGUAUGGAGGGCUUGGGGAUGGACUUAGGGCUGAUAUCUGCCACUAAAUCAGACUGGCUGUAGUAGGGGAAAGAUCAGAUCCAUAAGCAGCAGAUGAGACUUAUUUUCAUUUGGAAAUUAAAUCCACUUUUUAUUUCAGGAUUGAAACAAGUUUUAUCUCACGAUAAGUGCCUUGGAAAUUGUUAAAUCUUUUUACAUCAUUACAUCAGAUUGCCUUCUGAGCAGGAGACAAAGUUUAGACUGAGGUAAGCAGGUCAUUAGCUGAACCAUCUGGUUUACCUUAUAUUCUUGAGACAGUCUGAGCUGAAAGUUCAAAAGGGAAAACAGCUUUGUGGCAUUUAUUAAUAGCAAUGAGCUGAACAUGUUGCCAGUCCUGAGCUAGAGUAGCUAAGAACUACAUUUAAUUAUCAAAUAAAUGUCAAUUAAAAUUGAACCACAUAAUUCAAAAUUAUUUGUAUAAGUCAUAAAAUGAGUGCAGCCAACAAGCAAAUAAGUCAAUUCUUUAAACAAAAAUCAGAAAUAACAAUUGAGUUUUAAGACCCAGUUAUGGAUAUUGUCCAAAGCAGUGAAAUUAAGACAAUUCACUGCAUCAAUUAGUAUUCAAAACAAGUUACUUUACUUUAAAGUAACGUGCUACUAUUUUUUAACCAUCCCCUUUCCCCAUGCCCUGAAUCAUACAGCCGGAUUUACCAACUUUAAUUUCUCUCUGUGGCUGGCAGAGUCAAACUGGCAAGCAGCUGAGUCUUACAUUCUGCUGUUUGAUCCACCAAAGGACAAAUUAAUUUCAUGCUAUUUCCAGGUGACAAAGUUGCUGUCACACUGCACAUACAGUGCUUCUCAUUGCAUCUGUGACUUAGGCUCCAGUGAGGGCAACCUGCAUGUGCCUUUGCUGUGCUGUGCAAUAUCGGCAACACACAGAGCACCAGACCUGCUCUGGGCACAGAUUAAGAAGUAAGGCAGGUUUUAAAGGCUUUUUUUGGUCAUUGUUUCUCAAAAGGGAGUAUUGGAUGGAGGCAGCUGAGCUAAAACUUUACUUUGACAGUGUCUGAGAUCACGCUCUCCGAUGUUAAAGAAAUACGUAAGGACAGUGUGCUAAGCAGAGGACACAAUUCCUGACUGAUCUGGUACCAUCAAGGGUCGGGAGAGCUGUUGUCUUCUGCUUGAUUAUCACCCUAUUAGAAAACUGACCAGUUUGGGGGCAGACAGAAACACCUGGGGGACUAAUGAGGAGUGACUUGGGUCAUAGGAGUGUGAGAAGAGAAAAAGAGAGGUGGAGGAAGGCACAGGCACAGAUCCUGAGUCCCAUUUGCUAAUGAAUGUGGGUAGGAUCAUCAUGUUUUACAUUAAGUGGAACAGCUUUCAGAGGGACAUUGAGUGACUCAAAUAAUUUAUAAUAUAUUGGUUGGGGCUGACUCUUGGGAGGUGGCAGAUGUGGUAUCUAUCGGGAGGAAUUUGAACAUUUUUUCCCAUAUCACAGGAGCCCAAUAAUUAACUAGGAACAGCACCACUCUUGUGAAGGCAAGAAAAAAAUGUAUAUGCCAGAAGUUCUUGGGGAUUUAAGUCUAGAAGGGUAUCCUAAAAUGACAGGCAUCACUCUACAUUGCGAACUUCAGGAAGGCAAGUCUGUGAGAGCUGGGACUUAACUUCACAGCCCUUCUUGGCAUGUCCUCUCAUCCAAGGCAAUGCAAGGGCAGCUGUGCUCCAGCCACAGGAGUCACUCCCCAUGGCCCCAUGCAUCCUGCACGGUGCAGCCCCUUCAUCUUACCUCAGUGUAUGGUCCUCAACCAAGAGUAAUUUAAUAUUUAUGUUUGUUUUAAGUGGAAAUUAAAAGCCUUUUUUUUUUUUUUUUUCCCAGAAUUUUGAGCCCAGCCUGUACUUUCCUUGAUUCUUUAUUUAAAAAAGAAAAAGAGAAACACAAGUUGGAAAUUUCUCAUGUUUUCAGGGGAUUAUUCUGCUGCCUUCUCAAAUGUGAGCUGUUAAUGAUGUUAUCGUGUGUGCUUGGCCUGACUGUGCAUGUUCACAUGCUAAAAUAUUAAAAGAAAAAAAAGGGCCAGGAACUUCCCCGGUCAACAUAUAGACAGAAAUAGGCAUAGAAAGAAAUGCUAAGAGGAAGAAAUUGGAUUGUUUCAAAGAAGUUGGCUUUCAGAGUUGCAACUUAGAGGUCAAGAGGAUUCUUUAGCCGCUGAAACUUAUGUUGAAUUUUCUUGCUGUUGAAAAAUCUAGAUGUCAGGCCCACAAGAUAUUCUAGUUUUACCUUGAUUUUUUGUGGUCAAUUUUUAUUUCCUUCAGCUUAAUGUUUCCCAGGAUAUUAGUGCAUAUCCAGUAUUGGGCUGAAACUAAAAUCUUGUUCUCACUAAGGUGAGAACACAUGCAAGAUUGUCUAUUUGAAAGGUCCCAUUUUUAAAAUGAAUGUAUUUUAACCAGUUAUGGCAACCACCACCAAGGAGAGCCCUGAAAAUAUGAGGGACUGGGUAAAUAUAGGAAGUUUUAUGACACAUCUUGCAGCCUCACUACAAGAAAAAGGCUUGAGAGCAUGAUUUCAACAUUUAAUAUGAAGCUUUGACACCUCUUCAAGUAUAACUGAUGGUCAUCAACCAAAUUCUCCGUUUAUUCAGCUCACCCUAACAGCAGCUGAUGUUUUGGAACUGCGUGUCCACCAACCAUUCAUCAAACCUUAUAUCAGGACCAGCCAUGACAGAUCAACCAUGAGAAGCAUCAUGGCUUCUCCCCAGGAAUUUCUUUGUCUAAAAAGAGUGAGAAUGAUUUUACAUCUUCUUGCUAUGUAUUCAACUUAAAUGAAAGAAGGUCAAUGAGAUGAAAUGUCUGUUCACAAUCACUCACAAGUAUUAGAAUACACUCAGUUACAAAGCACACAGUUAAAUGAAGAAGUUGCUGUUGAUAUUGCAAUUGGUAUUUGAUAAAUAGCAAUAUUGAAGGUACCAGUUUUGUACUUCAAACAAAUAAAAAGUCAUUGUUGUUUAAUGUAUUAGGCUAUGCUUUAUAUCCAUCACUGUAGUGUUCAAAAAAGUAUCAGGAUCUGUUUUUUUCAGCUGGUGUUGCUCUAAAUAGCAAAAUCUACAGUUGAGCUCAAAAUUAUGAAAUGAAUGAAAAAAUAACCAAGCCAAGCAAAGACAUGGUUUUCAAAUGUGAACUAAGUAUUACCAUGAAAAGUGGAUAUUUUAGUGCUCCAGGAUACCAUCUCGGAGCACAGAUCCUGUUGACACUGACUCUGUUCUUAGUUCCUUUAUAAAUACUGUAGAUAACCCAGAUCAGCUGUAGUAAGCGUUCCUCCUCUUGCAAUCUAAUAUCAUAAAUUCUUAUUGAAUACAAUAUUUUUUGACCAUUCAGAGCCAAACCUUUCCCUUUCUUAGACUGUCAGUUGUUGGUGCAGGGCACUAGGUCCUCUGUUCAUCUUCAAGCCCUGCUGACAAGAAUCUUACUAAAUCACAACUAUGUCUUUUUUUAGCAUGAGGGACACCCCAGCCCUGCAUUUGGAAGCAUUGCACCAUUUAGGCAUGUUUCCCCAGCAACACUGUCUUUAUUUUAAGUUGUAUCUUCAGGAAAGAAGGAGGCUGCCAUGCAUCCACCUACUUACGAUUCCCUCUAGACAUUCGAUCCUUUUAUUUUUGACAUAAUUUAACUAGUAAGCUUUCCACAGUUUGAAAAAAAGCACCAGAGCAGUCAGCAUGUGCUUUGUUGUAACAUCCUUAUUUCCUAAUUUACAUGCAGCUUCCUCAAGCACUCACUUCAUUAAGGAAACCAUUUAACUGAGCAGUGACUUGUUGAUAUUAUAUUAAUAUUAUAUUAUAAAUAAAGCAGAUUAUUUUGUUCUCCACAAAUUACAGCAAUAGACUGGGCUUCAUUCUCUUGGAUGGUGGUAGAUUGUGCCUAUGGCUGUUGUUGUCUAAGCACAUGCCUGUUACAGAAUGUAUUGGCUCAUGUCAAUUCUGCUGUUCCCUCAAUGAUAUUGACCGAAUUAGAAUAGGGAAAAUUCAUUCUGGCUGUUUUCUCCAAACUGGAGGUGGGGAGGUCUGCUCGAUUGCUUCUUUCUUUGUUUUAUUGUCACACUGUAGUCAGUUUGAGGUUAACCUCAAGCCAGUGCAUGCAGAUUUCAUCUUAUCCAUCUCCUUCUUCUGUCAGGAAAAAUCCCUUUUCUUCACUAGGAUUUUAUGACUGAACAAGUGAAGCACAUUAUUGAUUGAGUGGAGAAAACGCCUAUUUUUAAGUACUUAAAAAUGCUUAUUAAUAGUAGCUUGAUAUUGAAGUUACUUCGGCACUACCUUUCAGAUUUGCAAGGAAGAUCAUGUACUGUAGCAGCAUCAUUGUUACGUGCCAAAAACUCAGCAAAUGACUAGAACCUGCCAGGCUACCCUGUAAAGUGAAAUGUAACUUUUUAAUGUAAACCCAGCUGAAAUUGUAUGUACAAAUAUGUUUCUUGGCUAGAACACAGGACAUUUAAAAAUGUGUUUCGACUGAUAGCUUGGAUUUUGGAAAUAUAUCUCUAGAAUUUGUUUUUGAAAUUUUAUGAUGCAUCAUGAAGUUUUAAUAUAGCCUUAAUUGGGUUAUUUAAUGUUGUACUCAUAUAUCUCACUGCAUUUCACCAUAGAUUAAUUGGAUUUUAAUUUUACAGCUGUUAAGGAAGUUUGUUUUCCCUAGGUUUCCCUAUGCAGAGACUCAGGCAUGGAUUCCAGAAAUUCUUCUUGAAUAAUAAUUUAUUUGGAAGGUAUAGCACAGAGCAGCUUGAGCUGCGUACCUCCUGAAAAUGGAGAAGAAAACCUUGGACAAUUACACCCCCGCAAUCCAAUCCCCCAUGCCCCACACAUCUCUCUGGGCCAGUUGCAAAAGCAGAAUCGGGGGUCUCCCUCUUCUUCAUCGGAUCUCUUCGUUUUAAUGAGGUGAGCCAUCAGUCAAAGUCCUGACCUUCAGUUGCCAUUUUGCAUCUGCAGCUGAAGAAAAAUAAGUUUUGGCAAUAACCAAAACAUUCUUCUCUUUCUGGUCUUCUUUUAGAGACCAUUCUGUUCCUUAUCUCCAGGGAUGCAGCUUCCCUUGCCUAGUAGCUUGAAGACUCUGAGGCCUUCUUUAUUAUACUUAGCAAAGCAGAAAGUUCAAAAGUUCACAGCUUGCAGAAGUUAUGCUAAGCAAACUUAUUUAUGCUGAGUUCUAUAUAAGCAUUUUCUAAACAAGUUCUACAAGAACCAGUAUACCAAGUGAUUCAAUAAGCUAAGGCCAUUGAUUCCCUAACACAGGUCUCCUCACUCUUCCAUUGUUAUUCUAUGAUUAGACAGUCUUCUUUAGACACUGUAUUGCUGUCCAGGAAUAUGACAACUUUGUCAACAGAAAGAAGAAGAAAAUUUAAAUUGCAUGCAAUUGAUUCUCUUGUCCCAGGGCUAU
Molecule: messenger RNA, 7459 nt
Organism: Columba livia (rock pigeon)
Lineage: Eukaryota; Metazoa; Chordata; Aves; Columbiformes; Columbidae
Product: atherin-like
Exons: 2
Coding region: 1-930 (309 amino acids)
Source: RefSeq, a predicted model, not a curated record